Molecule: messenger RNA, 2273 nt
Organism: Carassius auratus (goldfish)
Lineage: Eukaryota; Metazoa; Chordata; Actinopteri; Cypriniformes; Cyprinidae
Product: probable vesicular acetylcholine transporter-B
Exons: 1
Coding region: 463-2001 (512 amino acids)
Biological process (GO): xenobiotic transport; transmembrane transport; chemical synaptic transmission
Cellular component (GO): terminal bouton; AP-1 adaptor complex; membrane
Molecular function (GO): xenobiotic transmembrane transporter activity; acetylcholine transmembrane transporter activity
Source: RefSeq, a predicted model, not a curated record
ACGUCCGUUUUUAGAAUUAGCAGACGGACGCAGCUGGUUGUUGACCACAGGGGACGCGCCAAAGACCAAAGGAGGGAAAUCAGACAAAACUGAUAUUGGGCACACCUCUUAAUUUGUGCCCACAGCAAGUCUGGAAAGAAAAACGGAUGUGAAUGACCCACAGGUGACAGACAAUGCGCGCACAUGAGAAAGAGCAAAUUCAUGCGUGCGUAACAGGGAUGUAAAGGCAAACAAAAAUCUCAGCAGAAGUGGAAAUGCAGACAGUAAAGCUCAGGACUGUACCCGUGAAGAGAAAGGACUAGCACGUCACCUAUCAGAGGCGUGAAAGCAGCGCCUGACCAAAGCGAACCGAGCGCGCGCGCAGGACACCGAGAAAGUUCGUGCGUAAAAGCCAGACGCGUCGCUGCACAGGAAAGGAAUGAAAUUAGAUUCUGAAGGACUGCUCUCUUGAGGUAAACGGUCAUGGAAACUGACGGCUCUGCAGGGUUGGUGAAAUCAGCCGCCCUGAAGUUGUCCGAAAUGGGCGAAAGAACUAAACAGCUGGGCAGCGCGAUGCAAGACCCCAAGCGGAAGAGAAGGCUCGUUCUGGUGAUCGUCUGCGUCGCGCUUCUGCUUGACAACAUGCUCUACAUGGUGAUAGUUCCGAUCAUUCCCGAUUACCUCGCAGAUUUAGAGACCGAGCAGGCGGCGCGCGCACAUGCCAACUCUUCGCUGGGCAGAGCAAACAGGGACAACCUGGACAUACAGAUAGGGGUGUUAUUCGCAUCCAAGGCCAUUGUGCAACUCAUGGUCAACCCCUUAUCGGGAACUUUCAUUGACCGCGUUGGAUACGACAUCCCGCUGCUGAUCGGACUUCUGGUCAUGUUUGUUUCGACCUGUAUAUUCGCGUUUGCUGACAACUACGGGACCCUGUUCGCGGCGCGCAGCCUGCAGGGUCUGGGCUCAGCGUUUGCCGACACGUCUGGGAUCGCGAUGAUUGCGGAUAAAUACACGGAAGAAGCGGAAAGGAGCCGCGCGCUUGGGAUCGCGCUCGCGUUCAUCUCGUUCGGGAGCCUCGUGGCGCCUCCGUUCGGCGGUAUCCUGUAUGAAUUCGCAGGUAAACGGGUCCCGUUCAUAGUUCUGGCCUCUGUGUGCUUGGCAGACGGCAUUUUGCUCUUGACUGUGAUCAAACCUUUUUCUAACAGGACGCGCGAGAACAUGCCGGUCGGGACGCCCAUUUACCGGCUCAUGAUGGACCCGUACAUCGCCGUGGUGGCGGGCGCUCUGACCGUCUGUAACAUCCCGCUGGCGUUCCUCGAGCCCACUAUUUCUAACUGGAUGGAGAACACGAUGAACGCCACGAAGUGGGAGAUGGGUCUCACCUGGCUGCCUGCCUUCUUCCCGCACGUGCUGGGGGUUUACGUCACUGUCCGUUUAGCCGCCAAGUACCCGGAGCUGCAGUGGUUCUACGGCGCGCUCGGGAUGGUCAUAAUAGGGGCCAGCUCCUGCACUGUGCCUGCCUGCAAAACCUUCGGCCAGCUGAUGCUUCCCCUGUGCGGAGUCUGCUUCGGUAUCGCUCUGGUGGACACGGCGCUGCUGCCCACUCUCGCCUUCCUGGUGGACGUGCGUCAUGUGUCCGUCUAUGGAAGCGUCUAUGCCAUCGCAGACAUCUCGUACUCUCUCGCCUACGCUAUGGGACCCAUAGUAGCAGGUCAGAUCGUACACAACCUGGGUUUCGUUCAGCUGAACCUUGGCAUGGGUCUGGUGAAUGUGCUUUACGCGCCGGCCUUGCUGCUGCUCCGGCACGUGUGCCAGAUGAAGUCGUCCAACUCGGAGAGAAACGUGCUGCUGGAGGAAGGACCGACGGGACUUUAUGACACCAUCCGAAUGGAGGAGCGCAAACUCAAGCGAAAGGGCUUGUGCACAACGACGACUAAGCCGUGUCCCGUGGACGAGGACGGGCUCUUCGAGCGGUCCAAAUCUUACUCGGAGGAGGAAUCGUCGGGACCCGAGCUCACUUAACGCCAAGACGUGACGCAUUUAUUUUAGUGACCCAGAGAUUAUAUCGCAAACAUUCAGCAUCUGAUGUGCAAUAUUUAUUCCCUCACUCAUGACUGUGUCCGCUCAGAGAUGUGUGUCUUUUAUGAUUUAGAUAGAAACUGUAACAUUGGGCUCUGGGCGACAUUCUCUCCUGUAGUGUGUAAAAGAAGAUGUGAGUAGAUGAAGUGCUGCGUGAUGUAACUCCACAAAACUCAAAUAAAUCUAGUGCUUACAUUUCCAUACAUGUGCCUUUU